This is a messenger RNA of Ostertagia ostertagi, 429 nucleotides long. Lineage: Eukaryota; Metazoa; Nematoda; Chromadorea; Rhabditida; Trichostrongylidae. The record is from the annotation of a GenBank genome assembly.
AUGUUCUUGCGGUGGGAGCAGAAAGAAUAUGUAUCGAAGAUCCUCGAACCUCGAGAGGAUGUCGUGUUUGGGAUAUUGAAGGGAUGGGUACAGAUCGUUGAUAAGUGUCCAUUCGUCAGCGUUCCUGGAGACCGUCGAUGGCUGCUGAGGAGCGGUUGCGUGCGUACACCUGAAGCGGUGGAGUCGGUGAAGAGCUCGACGACGACGCUGGACGAUUCGCUACAGAAACCGUCAUCGUUUUCAUUCAGCGUUCGCGAUGCGUGUGUGGCUGCUGGUCAAGUGGACGCGAAAGUUGAUGGCCAGUCGUUGGCGGCUCAUCGUUUUGUGCUCGCAGCAGCAAUACCGUACUUUCGAGCGAUGUUUGGCUAUGAUGUUGUUGAGGCGAAGAUGGAUCGAAUCCUUCUGAAUGUGAGUUUUCCAUUACCGUAG